Linderina pennispora is the source of this 331-nucleotide messenger RNA. RefSeq lists its product as uncharacterized. The annotation marks the transcript as partial. Lineage: Eukaryota; Fungi; Kickxellomycota; Kickxellomycetes; Kickxellales; Kickxellaceae. The record is from RefSeq and is a predicted model, not a curated record. The transcript has 2 exons.
AGUUUGGGAUUCACAACACCACCAGGGAUCUUCGGUUGGACUCUGUACAUCAGGAAGAAUAGCAAGUAUCUAGUUGUGUUGUGGGUUCAGACACAGGCAGCGAACAGUGCUUGUGGCAGGAACUUGUCCCACAUGUGGGUUUUGCCAUCGCACAUCUUCAACAACAUCUUCCUAAGGAUUCUGUUCAGGCAUUUGCACUUACUGUUUGUUCUUGGGUGGAAUGCCAUUGUGCACAGGUAUCAGACUUUCAAGAUGAAGUUUGCAACUGUUGCUGCAUCAGAAUGUUCAUAGGCUUUGGCGAUCAGCCAAGAUGUAGCAUAGUCAAUGGCUA